Acanthocheilonema viteae is the source of this 1302-nucleotide messenger RNA. The record is from the annotation of a GenBank genome assembly. Lineage: Eukaryota; Metazoa; Nematoda; Chromadorea; Rhabditida; Onchocercidae.
AUGCUUAUAGCUUUGUUCACAGCAAAUUUGAUUGGUAUAAGCGUUGCUCGAUCGUUGCAUUAUCAGUUUUAUAGUUGGUAUUUUUAUACACUGCCUUAUUUGUUGUUUGUCGGUUUACCUUUCAACAAUGAUUGGUUCUUCACGACGGACGUAGUAGCAGCUAGAUUUAAAUCAAAUGUGACUCAAAUUCAAAAAUCCACUGGUGCUAUAUCACCAUUUUCGAUAGUCUUACGGAUGGCAUCUUGGCCUUCUUGUUCUCGUACAAUUUUGCCUUUGUUGCAUAAUUUGCCAAUAAAUCCAAGGAAGUGUUUCGGUCAGAUAUUUCUUAAAAAGAAAAUAAUUGAUAAGCAUUUCUUAUGUACCACCGCGGAAGGUACCAUAAUUUUCGAUCGCGAAGCAAAGAGAAUCCAACGUAACAGAGCUUCUCAACUGGAUGAUUAUAAUGUUUGUCAGUAUGUUAAAGAUGAAAUAGCGUAUCGUGUAGCAGAUAAAGUAUUCGACUUGACCAAAUUCAAUGAUAUCUGCAUUGAUAUCGGAUGCGGUAGUGGCCAUAUUGCGAUGAAUUUGAUUAAGGAAAAUGUGGGUGUCAUCAUUCAAUGUGAUAUAAGCGCGGGACUAAUACGACAAAGUAAAAGUGUGGUCGAUUCUGAAGUUCCUGUUUUGAGUAUCAUUGCAGACGAAUCAAUGGCACCUUUCCGGAAAAAAUCAGCUGAUUUGAUAGUGUCCAGCCUUAGUGCCCAUUGGAUUAAUGAUCUCGCUAAAUGGUUUUCGCGUUGUUUAUCAAUUCUUCGUCCUGAUUGUCCUUUAAUUGGCGCUAUGCUAGCCAACGAUACACUACACGAACUUCGAAUAGCUUUACAGUUAGCUGAAAUGGAGAGGUUGGGUGGUAUUGGUUUGCAUAUUUCACCAUUUGUUCGGGCAGAUGAUAUCGGUUCACUGAUGAGUCAGGCUGGUUUUGGAAUGAUUACAAUAGACACCGAUGAGCUUACGGUCGGUUAUCCGAGCAUCUUUGCUCUGCUUUAUGAUUUACAAGGUAUGGGUGAGUCAAAUGCAUUACGAAAUAGAUCAACACACAUUAGGAGAGAUAUUCUGAUAGCCGCUGAUGCUAUUUAUAGGUCAAUGUUUUCUCGCGAUGAUGCUCCAUAUCCGGCAACAUUCCAGAUUGUUUCAUUUAUUGGUUGGCGUCCCGGCCCGUUAAUGCCGAAACCAGCAAAACGUGGGUCACAACAAGCAUCAUUCAAAGAUAUUGGCAAAAUUAUCGAAGGAAAGAUGCCUUUUCCAGGAGAGAAUUGUCCAAAAUAG